Messenger RNA from Paramecium sonneborni, 970 nucleotides. The record is from the annotation of a GenBank genome assembly. Lineage: Eukaryota; Ciliophora; Oligohymenophorea; Peniculida; Parameciidae.
AUGAAUAAGAAGAAUAUGAAUAAGCAAUUAAAUAGUUUUGGAUCUAAUAAGUUCCAUAAAUACUUACUUUUAGAUACAAAGAGUUGAAUUUAAUAAAGAAUUUGGUAAGCGUUUAAUCUUUUAUUUGUUCCUAGUUAGUUUUUCUAAGAUAAAUUCCCCUUUUUAUUUUGAUAAGAAAAUAUUUAUAGAUCGUUAUUUAUCUUCGAAUUAAAAAACCUUUAAAUUUAGAAUUAGUAAAUGAGAUAAAGAUUAAAGAAAAUUGAUGAAGAAUUAGAAAUGUUAAAUAAAUUUAAUAGUCAUAUUGAUAUUAUUCAAAAUUUAGAAACGACAUUAUAAUUCUUGAAAUUAUAAAAUUCAACUAAUAAAUUAAUCCAUUUUAUGUGGAUUUUUAAUAAUAAUAAAGCAGCUUUUAAAUCAAUAUUUGAAUAUCAAAUAAUAUUUUAUUAAAAAAAGGGAUAAUUUAAUUAAAGAAAAAAAAGAGCCUGAAUAAAAAAUAUCAGAAAGCUAUAAUUCUUUAAAAAAGUCAAAAGAUGUUCAAUAAUCAAUUUUAAUGCAUGAAGGUAAUCCUGAUGCUGGUUAUUACUUUAAAAAUGGUAUACAUAAAGAAAUAUAUCAUUAAUAAUUUAAUUAUAUCUAACUAUAUUGUUUUAAUGAUGCUAAUGUUAAUGAAAUCUCAGAACAAAAUGUACUAAAUUAUGCUUAUGGAGAUAUAAAAAAGUCAAAAAGUGCUUACUUAUUAUAAUAUGUUAAAGAAGAAAAAGUUAAGCAAGGCUAAAAUUUUAUGAUGAAAUUAAAGCAAUUUAGUAAAAGUGAAGACAAUAAUUAUUUAAAUGAUGGCUAUGGAUUAUUACUAUCUUAAAUUUAAAGUGACUUUUAUAUUAAAAUAAUCUAAAGUUAAAGUAAGGAAUUGAAUAAUAGUAAUCAAUUAGACAUAUAGAACCAAUUAUUUCUAAAUAUAAAACAUUUUUGA